This is a messenger RNA of Drosophila takahashii, 2281 nucleotides long. RefSeq names its product Dietary and metabolic glutamate transporter (gene dmGlut). Gene Ontology annotation, cellular component: plasma membrane. Gene Ontology annotation, molecular function: transmembrane transporter activity. Gene Ontology annotation, biological process: transmembrane transport; monoatomic anion transport. The record is from RefSeq and is a predicted model, not a curated record. Lineage: Eukaryota; Metazoa; Arthropoda; Insecta; Diptera; Drosophilidae.
AUACCGCCGAUUCGAACCGAAAGUGUCAACCCACUCUCUCUCCAUCCCAUAUUCAUCUCCGUUUUCGUAAUUGCGCGUGCGCCAAGGAAUACAGAAAGCGAUAUAUAGAAAAGGCGAGGAAAAGCGGAGAGUUUAGUGCGCGAUCGUACGAAUUAAGGAUCCGCCGUUGUCCUUAAACCCGUAACCGUGGCGAAGGAACUGGCCAAUCUGUUGACGCAGCAGACCAACAGUCCCGAGAUGACUCAACAACCACAAUGGGGCAUAAGCCUGUCGAGGUAUUUCGUGAUCCCGCAGCGAGUGAUCCUGGCCAUCAUGGGCUUCCUGGCCAUCCUGAAUGCCUACACGAUGCGUGUCUGUCUCUCGCAGGCCAUCACGGUUCUGGUCAUCAAGAAGAACUCCACGGACGACGAUGCUGAUCACGCGAUCUGCGAACCCGAUGACUUGGACGAGGGAACUAGCACUGGUGGCGAUUUCGAUUGGUCAGAGGAGCUGCAGGGCUUGAUCCUGUCCUCCUUCUACAUCGGUUAUAUUGUCACCCACAUUCCCGGCGGUCUGCUGGCCGAGAAGUUCGGCGGCAAAUGGACCCUGGGCCUGGGAAUCCUCUCCACCGCAGUUUUCACCAUGCUGACGCCCCUGGCCAUCGAGCAGGGAGGCUCCGACUGGCUGAUCGUGACCCGAGUUCUGAUGGGUCUGGGCGAGGGCACCACCUUCCCCGCCCUGAGUGUCCUGCUGGCUGCCUGGGUGCCGGCCAACGAACGUGGAAAGCUGGGUGCUCUGGUGCUGGGCGGUGGUCAAGUGGGUACCAUCAUGGGCAACCUGUUGUCGGGAGUGUUUAUUGAUGCCUACGGCUGGGAGUUUGUCUUCUACUUCUUCGGCGGUCUGGGUUGCAUCUGGUUUGCCAUCUUUGUCUUCCUUUGCUACAGCGACCCCACUUCGCAUCCCUUCAUCAAGCCCAGCGAACGCGAGUAUCUGAGCAAGGAGAUUGGCACCAUUAGCCGCAACGAGGAUCUGCCCCCUACGCCGUGGAAGGCCAUCCUCACCAACCUGCCCAUGUUCGCCUUGGUUGCCGCCCAGAUUGGUCACGAUUGGGGCUUCUACAUCAUGGUGACGGAUCUGCCCAAGUACAUGUCCGAUGUCCUCCAGUUCUCGAUCAAGGCCAACGGCCUGUACUCCUCGCUGCCCUACAUCAUGAUGUGGAUCGUGUCCGUGGGCAGUGGCUUCGUCGCCGACUGGAUGAUCCGCAGUGGCUGGAUGAGCACCACGAACACCCGUAAGAUCAUGACCGGUCUGGCCGCCUUCGGUCCGGCUAUCUUCAUGGUGGGCGCCUCCUACGCCGGCUGCGAUCGCGUCCUCGUCGUGGUCCUCUUCACCAUCUGCAUGGGCCUGAUGGGCGCCUACUACGCGGGCAUGAAGCUGAGUCCCCUGGACAUGAGCCCCAACUACGCCGGAACCCUGAUGGCCAUCACCAACGGAAUAGGAGCAAUCACCGGAGUGAUUACGCCUUAUCUGGUGGGCGUGAUGACACCAAAUGCCUCGCUGCUGGAGUGGCGUCUUGUGUUCUGGGUGGCAUUCGGCGUGCUCUGCGUCACUGCCGUGGUCUACUGCAUCUGGGCAUCCGGAGAGGUGCAGCCGUUCAACAACGCCCCCAUUCAGCCGCGUACCGUGGACUUCGAGGCGCAGGAGCGCAAACCGGAGGCCGGAAAGUCCAGGGGUCUGGAGCAGAGCUCUUAGGGCGGAUCGCCAACGAAAGUGCCAUAUACAUAUACAUUGUAAUCUAGUUAAAAUGCUGUCUACGUGGAUUCGUGAUCCGGGAACGAGUCGAUCCCAUGGGGCAUUGUCAUACUGUAUACGCCGUGGCUGUUGUUCAGAUUGCUAGUUUUAUAGUAUUCCCGAUCUGGCCGAUCCCUGGCAGAGGCGCCAAACAACUAAUUUAAGCGAAUUUACUUACACUCCCGAACGUGCGCAGUGUUCUUCUAUGUGUAUUCCUGUUUUAGCUAGGAUAAUCCAUGUACCCCAAUCCUAAAUCCUAAUCCAAGAACAUCCCCCUACGCAGCGCACGCAACGUACUCUCUUAAUUAUUAUUUAGUAUUUAAAUGAAAGCGAUUUCACGUUUAAGAUUUAGUGUACACAGAGCUCGUAUUGCCGUAUUGUAAAUCAAAUGAUGAAAUAAUUUGUACAUUUUAGAUUGUUGAUCAAUGUGUAAAGUGAAACGUGUUUUUAACUAUUCUGUUAAGACAUUACUGUUUUUAUGACGUUAGUCAAAUAAAGUGUAUAAAGCAAA